AUGGCAUACAAUUUCAAUGAUGCUUUUUUCAGCAUUGACCAAAUGCUCAACGAUGAAGGCAACAUGGAAGACCAAUAUUCAAGCAAUGAAGGAACUCAGAACAAUCAACACAGUCAACAACAAGAAGAAACAACACAUAAUCCCAGAGCCAAGAAAGAAUUGACUGUAUCCCAGAAGAGACAGAUUGUUGAUGAUUUUUUAUUACAGCAGGAGGGUGGGGAAAUACCAAGAGGAUUUUUAACAAAGCAAGCAAUCAAGUUUCAUGUACACAGGUCAACUAUUCACAGACUAAUCAAAGACAUUAAGUCACAAAUGGCAGUGGGGAAUGUGAUAGAUGUCAAAAGCAAUAAGUUGGGCAAAACUGGACCCAAACCAACAGAAUACACAGAUGAGUUCCUGCAAUCAACCCCAUUGUACAAGAGGGUAACUGAGAGAAGCUAUGGAGCAGCUCUCAAAAUAUCACAUGUCACCAUCCACAAGUUAAAGAAAAAAGGAAGACUCAGAACACAUACAAGCACAAAUCACCCUGCACUGACAUCCAACCACAAGAUAACAAGACUGAAAUGGGUGUUAAGUCAUCUACUGCCAGCUGAAGAUAAUAGGGACCCACAGUUUCUGGAUAUGCAGCAAGUAGUGCAUAUUGAUGAAAAAUGGUUCUACUUGAACCCAGACACAGGAGGUUCUACCUCCUGCCUAAUGAUCCUAACCCAUACAUGUGCCAACAGUCCAAAAGGUUCAAGGUAA
Molecule: messenger RNA, 744 nt
Organism: Chenopodium quinoa (quinoa)
Lineage: Eukaryota; Viridiplantae; Streptophyta; Magnoliopsida; Caryophyllales; Amaranthaceae
Exons: 1
Coding region: 1-744 (247 amino acids)
Molecular function (GO): nucleic acid binding
Source: RefSeq, a predicted model, not a curated record